Microplitis demolitor is the source of this 654-nucleotide messenger RNA. RefSeq lists its product as uncharacterized. The record is from RefSeq and is a predicted model, not a curated record. Lineage: Eukaryota; Metazoa; Arthropoda; Insecta; Hymenoptera; Braconidae. The transcript has 4 exons. Bases 104 to 577 code for a protein of 157 amino acids.
AAUGACGAACGUUAGAAAAAAGUUGCGCAGUUCAGUCAAAUUUUGACAGGUUAAUUAUUUCGAUUAAUCAAUCAAUCGAUUAAUUAAUUAAUUAAUUAUUAAAAUGAAACUAAUUACAUUAAGUGGUUGCUGCUGUCUAGAUUUAAAAACUGGGACAUUAUGUAUCGGCGUCGUAUUUAUGAUUGGACAAAUAGUAUCGAUGUUACAAAGUUUUAUAAGACAUCUUAAUUUUAAAUGCGCGGCCGAUAUUGAUCCACAUGCUUGCAAACGUACGUCAUCUAUUGAAAUGGCAAUUACGAUAAUUGGUAACUUAUUGUUUUUUACUGUCACUGCAUUAAUGAUUUGUGGAUCUAAUAAGAAAAAACAGAAACUGUUGAUACCGUAUUUAGUGUUCAGAGGCACUGCUAUUGUUAUCAUUUUUUUUGCAGUAUGGUAUCUUGGAAUAAAAUUAUUAUUUACGACAAUCGCAUGGGGAGUAAUAACUUUAUUAUUUGGAAACGCGUUUAUAUGUUUAGAAUUAUAUUUCUGGCUUGUUGUCAACAGUCGCAGACAAGAACUUAUAGAUGAAGAAGAAUAAAAAAAAAAUAAUAAAAAAUUAUUUUGUUAAAUUUUUUCUGUCCAAUAAAAAUUCUUUAAAAAUUUUCAUUAUUUCAA